UUCUACUUUUUGAAACUUGGAAAAGUGAGCCUUUUGAUCAAUCAUUGCAUAAAACCCAUGAAGGGUAUGAACAAAUUUCUUGCCCUUUGUUUGAAUCCAUUUCUUCUGGAUCCAUCUUCUUACUGAAUUAAAUUCAAUCGAGUAUUGUGAUAACACAAAAUCUUCGAAUUCAAGGGAUCUUCAAUUCUAUGGCUAAUACUCAAAACCCCACCAAACCGAUUUCAUCUUUUCUUGGUUCUCCAAGGCUAUUCAAUGUCUUCAUGGCAAAAACCCUUUCUGAUGCAGAAUCAUCACCAACCUCAGUUCUUGACACCAAGCAAUUCUUCACGACUUUCAGAAGUAACCCAUUUCAGUUCAAACAAAGCCCAGAAAAAUCCAGAAAGAUCUCUGAAGAAAUCAAAAACCCAUUUGAGAAAUUUGAAUGUGAAAAUGGAAUUGCUCUUGCUCUUCUUCAAGAGAACCCUAAUAAUACGAUACACAAACCUAAUUCCAUCAGCCGAAAGGUUCUGUUUGGAUCAAACCUCAGGAUUCAAAUCCCGUCACACUCUGAAGAUCCUUGUGAUUUUGGGAUCAAGUCCAGGAAUUUGCAGUCGCCGGGCCGGGUAACCACAAAUGGACCCGGAUCUUCUCGAGCUUCUAUGGAUGCUUUGUCUUUGAGUGAGAUGGAGCUCUCAGAGGAGUAUACAAGAGUAAUCUCAUAUGGGUCUAACCCAAAAAUCACCCAUAUUUACGAUAAUUGUGUUGUGGGCAGUUGUUGUAAUGCUUUUCAUUCGGAUCAUGGCCCGAAAUCGAAACGGCAGAGCUUUUUAAGCUUUUGUUAUACCUGCAAGAAGAAUUUUGAAGAGAAUAGCGACAUUUUCAUGUACAGGGGUGAGAAAGGGUUUUGCAGUGAAGAAUGCAGAUGCCAAGAAAUGAUUAUGGAUGAAUUGAUGAACUCAGAGCAACUGUGUCAAUGACUACUUUACCCUUCUAACUUUAUCUUAUGGAGGUGGAUGCAAAUCAUGCAAUGUUGUAGUUUCUUCGAUAACGAUGAAGAUCAAUUAAGUCGAUAGCUUGUAAUAUCUUUUGUAAUGUCUUUGAAGGAGUAAAUAGCUCUCUUGAGUUGAAUAAAAUGCAAAAAUAUUA
Lactuca virosa is the source of this 1125-nucleotide messenger RNA. The record is from the annotation of a GenBank genome assembly. NCBI's taxonomy places the organism in Eukaryota, Viridiplantae, Streptophyta, Magnoliopsida, Asterales, Asteraceae.